Euleptes europaea (tarantolino) is the source of this 1023-nucleotide messenger RNA. RefSeq names its product izumo sperm-oocyte fusion 1 (gene IZUMO1). Gene Ontology annotation, cellular component: plasma membrane; acrosomal membrane. Gene Ontology annotation, molecular function: protein binding involved in heterotypic cell-cell adhesion; signaling receptor binding. Lineage: Eukaryota; Metazoa; Chordata; Lepidosauria; Squamata; Sphaerodactylidae. The record is from RefSeq and is a predicted model, not a curated record. The transcript has 9 exons. Gene Ontology annotation, biological process: fusion of sperm to egg plasma membrane involved in single fertilization; heterotypic cell-cell adhesion; sperm-egg recognition. Bases 1 to 1023 code for a protein of 340 amino acids.
AUGCCUUGGCUAGAGUUCUGGCUCGCUGCCAUGAUCAUCACGGGAUCUCAGGGGUGCCUCAAAUGCAGCCCAGAGGCCAUGCAGAUUCUGAAUGAAAUCAAAGGUCCCUACCUGGAUGGCAAGCUCCGUGGAGACCCUGAACUCCGAGCAAAACUGAACAAGCUCCUGGAGAGUACCAUCGAGAACCUGUCAAGCCACCCCAUAAAAGUGGGCACAUACAUGGGCGUUAUUGAUGAGACCACUCUACAACAGCUUGCGAGCUACUUCAAACGCUCCAUGAACCGGAUCAUGGAAAACCAGUUUGAUGGUGGGCAACUUUUCAAUGAAAUCACGUGGGGCCUCCAGGAUCUUGUUGGUGCUUUUGAGCAGCUGCUGGCAAAGUUUCUGAAGUUCUAUUGCAGCAAUGAAUGUGGUCGCAUGGUUUAUGUGUUUAUGAACUGCUACUCAUGCAAUACGCAUGUUUACUCCUGCAACAAGAAUAUCAAUUGUGGAGAACGGAAGCUCAAAGUGGAAACAGAUGAAGAUUUGAUUCUGGACUGUGCUCUGAGGUGGCACAGGUACAGCCAAGAUGUGAAGAACUAUGUCUUUUACCGAAUAGUGGGUGGCAAAGAGCAAGUGAUGACCUCCACUAUGGAUUCCUUCUUGGUGAAGAAGGAGGCAAACGCAAACGACACGGGUAGAUAUCGUUGCAAAAUGAUGGGUUCUACAGGAUAUAGCAACAGCGUGCUUGACUUCCAAGUGACUGUGGUGCCGUCUGUCGGGAAGACCACCUGGUUCCCGCGACCGCAUCCCACUCUGGAAGGCCCCCUGAUGAUGGGGGUGUCUUCCAGGGCUCCGCCUCCCAAACCAGACUGGACAGUGUGGAUAGUGAUUGGGUCCACCGGAGGGGUGCUUUUCAUCAUUGUUGCCUCAUUUUUAUGGUAUUAUCGUCACCAGAAUGAAAAGGAGGAGGAAGAGGAGGAGUCGGGUGAUGAUGAAGAGGACGAAGAUGAAAGUGAGUCAUCAGAGGAGGCAGAGAAAUGA